AUGCAGUCGAUUGAAGAAAAUCUCAUCAGACGGAGACCUUCAGCUGUGCCUAUAUUGAAUAAUACGUCCAUUCAUACUGCUAAUGGAGAAUUUCAAACCCCUCAGAAUGCUGUCGGUCGUGCCGACGAGACUUCGCACAAAGUAGAAAAUUCAAGCUAUGCACUGCAACAGCAACAACAGCAAAACGAUCAAUUACCGAUAUCCAAACAACCAACAAUAUCAAGUACAGCGAAUGAAAGUAUAGAAGAAGGAGAGAAAAAGCAGAGUAUUUUUCUCACAUUUUUUGGUUUGCAACUUGCUUUGUUUUUGUCUGCACUUGAUGGUACGAUUGUCGCAACUUGCUUACCUCGAAUUGGAUCUGAUUUUAAUGCAACAAGCAUUGUUGCUUGGGUUGCUACAGCAUAUAUUUUGACAUUUGAUGCAUUUCAGCCCAUGUUUGCCAGACUCUCUGAUAUUUUUGGUAGAAAGUGGGUGUUGAUUUUUGGUAUUGUAGUCUUCUUGAUAGGGUCUUUACUAUGUGCUGUUGCUAAAAAUAUGAUCUGGUUGAUUAUUUGUAGAGCAAUUGCUGGUAUUGGAGGAGCAGGCAUUUUCUCAAUGGUCUUCAUUAUCGUUGCUGAUAUUGUUCCUUUGGAAAAGAGAGGCAAUUACCAAGGUUUGGUUAAUGCAGUCUUUGCAUUAGCUAGUGUUUUUGGUCCUCUGAUUGGUGGAAGCUUCACCGAUUACGUAACUUGGCGUUGGAACUUUUAUAUCAAUUUGCCUAUUGGUGCAGUAGCUUUAGCUGUCAUCCUCUUUUGCUUAAAGUUACCUGUUCCUAAAGGCAGUCUCCGUUCGAAAUUAAAGCGUAUUGAUUACAUCGGAACUAUCCUGGUUCUUAGCGCUGCUACACUAUUUUUGUUAGCCAUGAAUUUUGGUGGUCAAACUUUCCCGUGGAAUCAUCCUGGCGUUGUUGUUCCUUUAGUACUGGUCGUGGUUCUUAUUGGCGUAUUCAUUUGGGUAGAACAUAAGGUCCCUGAGCCUUUGAUGCCUCUUCGACUGUUCCGUAAUCGUUCUGUAUCUGGCGUUUUAGCAUCCAAUUGGUUCUUCGGUAUAACCUUCUUUAGUGUAGUUUAUUACUUGCCCGUCUAUUUUCAGAUUGUCCGCGCAGAUACAGCCAUGUGGUCAGGCAUUCGUUUGUUUCCAAUGCAAAUGUUGAUUUCAUGCUUUUCUACUGGCUCUGGUAUCUUUAUUUCCAAGUUUGGUAUUUAUAAGCCUUUGAUGCCUCUGGGUCUUACCUUGCUGACCUUAGCCACUGGUUUAUUCGCUCUUUAUGACGAAACCACCAAUUUCUCUGAAAUUUAUGGAACGACCGUCAUUGCUGGUGCUGGUCUUGGAUUCAUGUUCUCUUCUUCCAUCAUUGCUAUUCAAGCCGCUGUCGACAACAAAGAUAUCGCUAUAGUUACUGGUCUAGCCAAUUUUAGUCGUCUUUUAGGUGGCGCGUUAGGUGUUGCAAUCUCUUCCGCUGUUCUUAACUCUACACUUGCUAAAACUUUGCCUCAGAGACUUCCUCCACCGUUGGUUCAACAAGUGCUCUCUAACCAAGAAUUUGUACAACAUGGCUUACCUGCUGAAUAUUUUGACUUCGCUAUACACUGCUUCGUCGAUGCUCUCAAACUUAAUUGGUAUAUUAUGCUCGCCAUGUCUGCAGUAGCUUGCAUUAUUUCUUUUGUGGUGAAGAACAAUUCUAUCAAGAAAGAAAGUGCGCCAUCCAAUCCCGAUAGCGCAAAGGCCUCUGAUAAUAUCAGUAGCAGAAAAUCCUCUAUCACAACAGCAACUGGUAUGGCCGAAACAGGAAUGUUGCAAGCGUUUCCUGAAAUUGCACAGCCAGAUAAUAUUGAUGAUAUUGAGGAAGUGGAUAAUCAGCAACAACAUCAGAGAAAACGUAGCAUCGAUGAAAUAUAUGAGCAUAUUCCACAUCAACAAUUGUCAAAAGAUAAAUAA
Molecule: messenger RNA, 1977 nt
Organism: Mycotypha africana
Lineage: Eukaryota; Fungi; Mucoromycota; Mucoromycetes; Mucorales; Mycotyphaceae
Product: major facilitator superfamily domain-containing protein
Exons: 8
Coding region: 1-1977 (658 amino acids)
Biological process (GO): transmembrane transport
Molecular function (GO): transmembrane transporter activity
Source: RefSeq, a predicted model, not a curated record